GACUCUUCGCUUGAAAGAAGUUGCCAAAGGUCAGUGCGCUCACAUUCUCCAAGUAAUUAAAAUAAAUCCUGCAUAGACUGUUGAAACAGAAACAAUAUUCAAACCGGAAGCAGCAGCGACAAGGCGAAGCAACGACAAUGGCUAGCUUUUCGUCUCUCCUGGCCUUGUUGUUCAUGGUGGCCUCCGUCGUCACAUAUCCAGUCACGGUCACUGCGGCCACAAUCGGCGACCACCGGCUGCUGUGGGUGCCGAUGGGAGGCGGGUGUGAAGGCUCCAUAGAAGAGUGCAUGGGAGCGGGAGGGACGCUGGAGAUGGAGAUGAGCCGGCGCAUCUUAGCGACGUCUCAGUAUAUAAGCUACAGGGCGCUUCAGCGGAACACGGUGCCGUGCUCUCAGAGAGGCGCGUCCUACUACAACUGCCAACCAGGUGCGGAAGCUAACCCUUACAGCCGAGGAUGUGCCGCCAUCACUCGCUGCCGCACUAAUUAGUAUUACUAAUCAGUCACCUUUCUCUCUAUUAUUCUUACAGCUUUCACUAUAACUAAGGCCUGUGAUGCUUCCUGGUGUUUCUCUUUCAUUCUUCCUUCUUUUGCAUGUAAAGGAUGAUUAUCGUACUGGUGAACUUGUGCUUUCUGAUUUGCUCGUAUAAUUAUAAGUUGGAACAGUGAGUUUACGGUUUGUA
Molecule: messenger RNA, 681 nt
Organism: Prosopis cineraria
Lineage: Eukaryota; Viridiplantae; Streptophyta; Magnoliopsida; Fabales; Fabaceae
Product: protein RALF-like 1
Exons: 1
Coding region: 138-488 (116 amino acids)
Source: RefSeq, a predicted model, not a curated record